AUGGUCACCGAGUGUCGACUCGUGAUGUUCCAGUUGGUGGACCUACACGGGGGUGGUGGCCUGCACCAUGGUGCAGCGCUUCUGGCGCUCGGCGGUGGUGGGCAUGGCUUCCCCCUGGGCCAGCCGGAGCUGGUGGAGUUGGGCCCCGUCGGGGAGCCGUCCGUCCAGAUCAUCGAGGCAGACGUGCCGCCGCCCAAGACCAUCCGCGUCACCAAGACGGUCGCUGUGGGAGUCCCGGUGCCGUACCCGGUCCGGAGCUACGGGCCCAGCGGAGGUGGCAUAGCUGCCAGUGCGAGUGGCUUGUCCGCUGUCAACGGGGGCAGCUACGGUUCCAGCGGGGGCGGCUACAGUGCGGGCGGUGGUGACUACGGUGGAGGCAUCGGCGGAGGUGGUGGCCUGGAUGCAGCAGCUGCACUGGCAGCAGCGGGAAUCGGCCACAACGCAGGUGUAGGGCUGGCAGAGGCCCACCCGCACGACCUGGGAGCUGCCGCAUCCGGGGGCAACUCUGAGGAGAUCUCACGCAGCGCCACUGCCAUUGUCGGCGAGGAGACCAUCCAGAGGGCGAUUGACGCUGCAGAGGCCAUCGAGCAGGGCAACAAGGUCCCUGACCACUAG
This is a messenger RNA of Schistocerca americana (American grasshopper), 615 nucleotides long. Its product is annotated as glycine-rich protein DOT1-like. NCBI's taxonomy places the organism in Eukaryota, Metazoa, Arthropoda, Insecta, Orthoptera, Acrididae. The transcript is spliced from 2 exons. The coding region runs from base 1 to 615 and encodes 204 amino acids. The record is from RefSeq and is a predicted model, not a curated record.